UGCAGCACCCUCACACCCCGCAGCCCACCCAGGACCAGGUCCUCCCAGAAAAGGCCAGCUGGACGAUGUCCCAUCGGCCCCUCUUCUCAGGCAAACAAAAACCCCGCCUGGGCUACUGCUCUGUCUCCACAUUGUGGGGUGACAGCGUGGUGCCCUAACUCCGACCUCAGUACUCUUGCCUUUAGAAUGCAUUGCAGGGCCAGCUGGCAGUGCGUCCACCCGAGGCCGGCACCCCUAACCCAUCUCAUGGUCUCCUGGCCCUCAGCCCCUGUCCUCUGUACCCAGGAGUCCCAGGCAACCCCAGGGCUCUCUUCGGGGUGCAGAUGAAGGGGACCUCCCAGCCCUGGCCCACAUUGGAUUUGGUGGAACAAGAUGGCAAUGGUGACAUGCCCAACCUGAGUUUCUACAGAAAUGAGAUCCGGUUCCUGCCCAACGGCUGUUUCAUUGAAGACAUUCUUCAGAACUGGAGGGAGGAGUACGAACUCCUGGAGGACAAUCACCACUACAUCCAGUGGCUGUUUCCCCUGCGGGAGCCAGGGGUGAACUGGCAUGCCAAGCCCCUCACAGUCCAGGAGGCUGAGGCAUUUCAAAACUGCGAGGAGGUCAGGGAGCGGCUGGUUCAGGCCUACGAGCUCAUGCUGGGUUUCUAUGGGAUCCAGCUCCAGGACCGAGCCACGGGCAGAGUGUGCCGGGCACAGAACUACCAGAAACGCUUCCAGAACCUCAGCUGGCACAGCCACAACAACCUGCGCAUCACUCGCAUCCUCAAGUCCCUGGGUGAGCUGGGCCUAGAGCACUACAAGGCGCCUCUGGCCCGCUUCUUCCUGGAGGAGACACUGGUGCGCCAGCAGCUGCCGGGCGUGCGGCAGAGCGCCCUGGAUUACUUCGUGUUCACCGUGCGCUGCCGCCACCAGCGCCGCGAGCUGCUGCACUUCGCCUGGGAGCACUUCCAGCCCCGCUGCAAGUUCGUCUGGGGGCCCCAUGACAAGCUGCAGAAGUUCAGGCCAUGUUCUCCGCCCUGCUCACCCCUGCCAGCUGGCCGCCGACAGGCCAAGGGGGAGGACAGCCCGGGGGACCCCCUCCCCGAGGCCAAUGCCCAAGGGCAGAUCUGUGGGCCAAAGAGGGAUGAAGAGGGGGAUCAUGUGGCUGAGGGCCCCCAGCCGCCCAGCACAGAGUCCCAGGAGGCCGGAGCCUUGGAGAGGGACCAGGUAGAUGAGGCCGGCGUGGAGGAGGGGCCCGAGUCUCCAAAUCUCAAGGAGAGCAAGAAGAGGAAGUUGGAGGUGAACCUGCGGGAGCAGGCCCCAGUGCAGCCGGGCCCGAGCGCCUCGGAGGUGGAGAAGAUCGCCCUGAACCUGGAGGGCUGUGCCCUCAGCCCGGGCAGCCUCAGUGCGGGGACCCAGGAAUUGGACAGCCAGGCCCCGAGGGAGGCCGAGCAGCCCUGCCCGCAGCCCGAGGGGGCCAAGGUAGCCGACGAUGUGAGGAAGCGAAGGAAGGUGGACCAGGGUGCCAGGGAUGGCACUGGAGUGGCAGCCAGUGAUGGUCCCCUUACUCUGUCCCCCACCUGGCCCCCUGCCUCCCCAGGGUGCCCUGAGGCCGAAGAGGGUGAGAAUGGGGUCAGAGAGGAAGCAGAAGGCCCAGCAGGGCCAGAGCAGGGUGCCCCCGGGAGCCCCACCCCUGCAGGACCCCCGAUGGGCAAGGGGGCUGAGCUGGCAGCAGAGGCGGGGCCUUCUGUGCAACCUGGGAAGCCUUAAGGAGAUGGGACAUGCACAGGCGACUCAGCUCGGCCCUGCGCCGGGCCCGGGCGCCAGGUUGCCGGCUGUCCCCUGCUCCCAGCUGUGCUGGCUUCUCCCAGGUGGUCACUGCAGCAGCUGCGGCAGUGCUGGAAGGACGGACCCCGCCCUCGGGGAAGGCCAAGGACUUCAGGGUCCUUCUUACCUUGACUGCACUCCCCGCCUUCUCCGUCUUGUGCCACUGCUCCCCAUCUUUAUAAAUAGGCCCCUAAUGGUCGGGAGUGGGGAGUGGGGGCUCAUUUUCUUAGUCUGGUGCCGAGGUCUUUUGUGAAUAAAACUUGUUUGACUUUGA
Molecule: messenger RNA, 2082 nt
Organism: Camelus dromedarius (Arabian camel)
Lineage: Eukaryota; Metazoa; Chordata; Mammalia; Artiodactyla; Camelidae
Gene: OGFR
Product: opioid growth factor receptor
Exons: 6
Coding region: 324-1751 (475 amino acids)
Cellular component (GO): membrane
Molecular function (GO): opioid growth factor receptor activity
Source: RefSeq, a predicted model, not a curated record